Molecule: messenger RNA, 462 nt
Organism: Penicillium malachiteum
Lineage: Eukaryota; Fungi; Ascomycota; Eurotiomycetes; Eurotiales; Aspergillaceae
Product: Rieske (2Fe-2S) protein
Exons: 2
Coding region: 1-462 (153 amino acids)
Molecular function (GO): 2 iron, 2 sulfur cluster binding
Source: RefSeq, a predicted model, not a curated record
AUGUCAGAAGAACAAUCCCAGUGGACAUUUGUUGGUCUUGUCUCCUCAUUUCCCGAUAUCAGUCAUGAUAACGAGAAAUGUCAUGUCCUCCCAGGAUGCAAAACACUCAGUAUACCCAGACAAGACGUUGGAAAUACACGAAUGAAUCGACUAUCCAAUCUGAAUGAUCAAGUCCUAGUUUUCAAGUACAAGGGAUUCAUUCAUGCCAUUGACAAUCAAUGCCCGCAUUCCUCUUUUCCAUUGAAGGAAGGCAAUGUCUUUGAUAUUGAAGAUCUCGGCACGGCUGGUAUUCGGUGCUUUCGGCAUGGAUGGCGCUUUGACCUUUUCACGGGGAAGGGGGAUGGUGGACCUCACACGCUGAAUCUGUGGGAUAUUGAGCUUCGGGAUUCGUCUUCUCUUGAGGUCGGCACUCCAGGAAAGAUUGAAAAAGAGGUUUGGGUGAAGAGGCCUCCGCGGAAUUGA